CGGGGCUUUUGUUGAUGCGUCUGUCCUCAGAGCAGCAGCAGCAGAACUUUAUCCAGGGAGUCAUUUCACUACAUCUUUGGGUGUGUGUGUGUGUGUGUGGGUGCGUGUGUGUGCGUGUGUGCAUGCGUGUAUGAGUGUCCACAUGUGUAUGAGUGGGUAAGAGCACAAAGAAAAAUCUGGUUAUGGCUGCCAAUAAAAGUAAAAACCAGAGCUCUCUGGCACUGCACAAGGUGAUAAUGGUGGGAAGUGGAGGAGUGGGAAAGUCAGCCCUCACGCUGCAGUUCAUGUAUGAUGAGUUUGUGGAAGACUAUGAACCCACCAAAGCAGACAGCUACAGGAAGAAGGUGGUCCUGGAUGGGGAGGAGGUCCAGAUAGACAUCUUGGACACGGCCGGACAGGAAGACUACGCUGCUAUAAGGGACAACUAUUUUCGCAGUGGGGAGGGCUUUUUGCUGGUCUUCUCCAUCACAGAGCACGAGUCCUUCACUGCCACAGAAGAAUUCAGGGAACAGAUCUUGCGGGUGAAGGCAGAGGAGGACAAGAUUCCUCUCCUGGUGGUCGGGAACAAGUCUGACCUGGAAGAACGCAGACAGGUGUCUGUGGACGAGGCCCGCGGGAAGGCCGAGGAGUGGGGAGUCCAUUAUGUUGAGACGUCGGCUAAAACUAGAGCCAACGUUGACAAGGUAUUCUUUGAUCUGAUGCGGGAAGUACGGGGCAAGAAAAUGUCUGAAAACAAGGACAAAAAUGGAAAAGGAAAGAAUAAGAAGAGUAAGAAGAGUUUCAGAGAGAGGUGCUGUUUACUUUGAGCUCUUCAUGGACCUGAUGCAACUGUGAUUUUUGGGCAACAAAGUAAUGUCUUUGUCAUUUCAAUUAAAUUUGAUUUAACAAUUUUUUUUAUUGUUAUAAAUUAGUCAGAAAAAGAAUAAAGAUAAAUUUGUCACUUUGAAUUAAUGAAAUCUUGACGUCAUUGGAAGAUGACGGCUAUUGUGGCUGUGACUUGGAAUGCAGCGCUUCAUGAGUCGCAGCCAGCUAACGACCAAACUGCCAGUGACACUAACUCUGCUGCUCAAGACAUUUUCCACUGAGUUAUCCCCCUUUAACUUUGGCUCAGUGUGUUUUUGUUUAGUAAACAGGAAUCUCAAUGUCUUUUGACACUUUAAAUCUUAACGUACGUUCUCUUUCUCUUUCAUGGUUCUGUUUGUUUUUUUUUUUGUUUUUUUUUCACAAGUAUUUCCAAUGUUAUAUCUGUAAUCUUUAAUAACACUUGCUGCCCUUCGAACUUGUCUGCUUCAACCAUUGAUCCACUUAGACGCUGGUUGUAGUCAAGUGUGCGUAUCGAGUGGUUGUUAAAGGUUUCAAACAUGUUUUGUUUUUUACUCAUCCAAAUGUUUGACAUUUUUCCUCCUGACCGCAUCCAACUCAUACAGUUCAGUGCAAUCAGAGAAAUUGUUGCCAAACAGGGUUGUUUUACCUGUCAUAUUUAUCUAAUUGAUGUGAUCGGCACAAUUCAGUCAUUUGCAUUCUUCAAAAAUAAAAUCAUUGGCUACUGAAUGUUAUUAAAGUAUGUAUCACUCAUUCUGAUCUGGCAGAGCUUCAUGUAGCUGUUUGAGCUUUUGUUAGUUUGUCAUGUGAUCAAUGGUAUGAUGUAGGCAAAUGAGGAGCAACAAAGGUGCUGCGCUAUCUUGGUAUAAUCUUCUCACAGGACAGGUUCUUCAUCGACUGAUAUCUGUUGAAUUCUAAGAGUUGUUGCUGCCUCUGUUAUGUAACAGCUGUUGACAAUCCAGGACUCCCGGCUUCUGCAUUCUGAUCAACAUCUUAAGUAUAAUUAUGGUUUGUCUUUCUUUAUUUUCAAUAACAUACACUACGUUGCCAAUGCCUAAGAAGUGAGUUGAAUUCACUCUAGAGAUCGUGCCAACAGAAUCACAAAGCCAGCCAUCUACUGUGUAUGGAUAUGCAGUAUGUGUGUUUAACAUUGUGUAUUUAUCAGAAAACUCUACUACCUGUGUUUUUGAGUGAAGCUCGGCUUCAUAACUGAUGUGUAGUCAAGUACUACCGUAAAUGAGAUGUUUCUACCACUGCCUAAAUCAUUCUUUGUAACCUCCUUUUACUGCUUUCUACUGUGCGUAUAGUUGUCUCCCCGCAGCAAGAGAACUGCAGAAUAAAUGUUUUAUCUUUA
Messenger RNA from Cololabis saira (Pacific saury), 2176 nucleotides. RefSeq names its product v-ral simian leukemia viral oncogene homolog Ba (ras related) (gene ralba). Gene Ontology annotation, biological process: Ras protein signal transduction. Lineage: Eukaryota; Metazoa; Chordata; Actinopteri; Beloniformes; Belonidae. Gene Ontology annotation, molecular function: GTP binding; GTPase activity; GDP binding. The transcript has 5 exons. Gene Ontology annotation, cellular component: plasma membrane. Bases 183 to 806 code for a protein of 207 amino acids. The record is from RefSeq and is a predicted model, not a curated record.